UGUAACGAUAAGAAAUAUUCUGACAAUACAUAGUUUUUAUUUUGUGGCUUCUUUCUGUUUUUGUACACAAAAGAAGGAAAAAAAUUAAAUUAUGUACAUUUUAAUUGAAAAAAGUUAUUAAGUGUUUGCGAAAUUAAAUAAAUAGUUUAAGAUAUAAUGAUUAAAAUUCCCCGUAAAACGUAUUUAUGCCUGUGGUUGAUAGUUUACUUUGUCCUUAUUGUUACAAAUGAUGCAAAAUGCCCUGAAAAGUGCCAGUGUAAAAAUAACACAGACUCUUCAUGGAAUUUACGUGUAAAAUGUGGGGGUUCUUCCGAUGAAUAUCUAUCUAACUGGCAAAGUAUAGACUUUGAAGAGGAUGCAGUUAAUGUCUUUACGUUAGAUUUAAGCAGAAAUGGAUUUACUGGAAUCGAUAAAGAGUUUUUUCGUAAUCUAACAGAACUAAAACGUCUUGAUUUGUCUUUUAAUCAAAUCAAGAUGAUUGAUAAAUCAACCUUUGGUGAUACUACAAAAAGCGUAGAACGUCUUAAAUUAGCCAAUAACUCUAUAGCACAUAUAUACCCAGGAUCUUUUGAUCAUUUUCCAAAUCUCAAACAACUGGACAUAUCUAACAACCCAUUAGCUUGUGACUGUGAUCUAAUUUGGUUAGUAGGAUGGUCUAACAGUCAUCUGGUAAAACUGCAACCUGGUCCAAAAUGCGAAUCUGAAGAUUUUAAGGGCAUUUUGUUAAAGAAAUUAAAAGUGGGUGUGGAUUUGUACUGUGAAUCUCCACACCAGCCUCUUUUAGAAUUUAUACCAAGGCAAAAUCAGGUUGUGUUUGAGGGAGAUGAGUUAGUUCUCAAGUGCCGGGCUCCACGAGUUGCUGUCGGAGUCCCUCAUGAAUCUGAAGACCUACCCACCAAAGCUCACGUAUUCUGGGGCUGGUCGGAAACAAUUCGUACUCAGAACUCUACAGAUGACAUUGUAUAUCAUGAUCCGACCAAGGUCCUAAAUGAUGUCCAUUUAGAAAGUAAACACACAACAGAUUCUGGAAUUCUCAAUUCAAUCUUGCGUAUUGCCAGUGUGCGACGCAAUCAUACGGGAAUGUUUGAUUGUACGCUGCGGUCUCAGCAAGCUAAUUUAUCACACGCAAUAGCUGUAAUUGUAAUUGCCAAAAAUACACAAUACUGUAAGGCAAUAAACGUUCAAACAAAUAAGGGCAAUUACCAUUGGCCCCAAACGGUUCGUGGACAGGUAGUGGAACAACAGUGCGUUGAAGAAUCUGAUGGCGGACAGAUGGCUACUUUUCGUUGUCAUGAAAACGGUACAUGGGUGGAUCUUAAUACUGAAGUGUGUGCGUAUGUUAGUCCAACAACACGUGUCUUGGAACAGUUCGCUAAAAUGAACUUAACACUGAAUAAGGCAAACGUUUUAGAAAUUGCACGCCGCUUGCACAACUUAACCCAUACAAUGUCCAAUCUAAGACGUAUUAAAGACCCCAUGGAUUUGGAGUUUGUGGCACGAACUUUAGUGAAAUAUUUAGAUUUUAUAACGUAUCAAAAUGAGUUGGCUCACCUACUUUUGGACAUAGUAUCGCAGCUACUACUCUUGCCGUCUAAUACUUUUUACGAAGCGCAACGCCAUUAUCAAAGCGGUCUUAAGUUGCUUGAAUGCGUGGAGGCUGCGUCUAAGCAAGCAUCUUUACAUACGCCGACAACAGAAGAUCACGGAAAUAUACAAAAUAAUUUAGUGACGAUUCCACGCACGUUUUUUGUUGAUUACUUCAGUAUUCGACCGGAAUCUUUUGCUGGCAUAUCCUGCGUUUGGGUACGUUCUUCAACUUCAUCGUCAGCUUCAACGACAAGUUCAUCCUUUGAAUGUAGUACUUCGAAUGAUUCAUUUCCCUCAUUUGAGCGGUAUAUUGAUGCUGCAAUUCAAAUCCCUGUGAAUUUGCUGUUUAGUGAUAAAUCGUCCAAAUCCGUCAUCAAAUUGAUGGUCGCCGUAUUCCGUAAUGCAAAUCUACUGCCUCAUUUGACAAGUAAUAAAAGUGUUGAACUUUCUUCGCCAAUUAUUGCAGCGAAAACGGUUCAUGAAAGUGACGAAAGUUAUCAGCAAUUAAAUGAUGAUAUUGACGAGAAAAAUCAAAUUGCUAUCAUACUUCGUGUACAUCCGUUUCAUGAUGAUCGAAGUGCACCGAUACCAGCUCGCUGGGACGACGAAAGACAAAUAUGGUCCCCGGAAAUGUGCCAACAGCUUUACCUACAUCGCGGUCUUUUAAUGUUUUCUUGCAAACGUUUGGGGUACUAUGGACUGUUGCAAAGAUCCGCUUACCUAAACGAUUUUGAAAGUGAUCAAGCGGGAGCCCGCUUUCGAUUUCUACCAUAUGCAAUAUAUAUUGGGACGGUAGUACUCUUUCUCUGCUGUUCCAUUAAUAUUGUAACAUUUCUAGUUUUCGGCAGAGCCAUCCGGAUAAACCGACAGCAGCGACAUACAUUUGUUAAUACCUGGUUGGCUCUAGCACUUCUUUGUCUUUCAUUUACACUGGGAAUAUUUCAGACAGAGCGGCAAGAUGUGUGUCGUAUGAUUGGAAUGCUUAUACACUAUUUAAGCAUGUGUGUUUUACUAUGGCUGAGUGUCAGUCUCAGCACUAUGUAUAAACGCCUUUCAAAACAUCAUCGUGUAGUUACCGAAUCGGACCUUCCCAAGGAAGCACGUCUGAAGAAACCUAUAAUGGGCAUAUACCUCGUCGGGUGGGGAAUUUCCAUGAUGAUUUGUGGCAUUAGUGGAGCGGUGAAUAUAAACGAGUAUGCUGCAUAUUCAUUCUGUUUCCUCCACAAUGGAUCGGCGAUGAAUGCUAUGCUUGUACCCGGUGGCAUAUUACUGAUUUUUAUAUGUAUUCUAUUUUUAACCAUAUACUAUCAGCUCAACCAUAGGAGUUCAGUGGCAAAUAUGAUGCAAAAUCACCAUCAAUUUUCUGACAAUACUCAGGCCACGGAGAAUAUUGACAUGGAUUGGCUGGACACAACGACACAAAGCAAUCCUCCGGGAAGACGCACGAAUAUUAAUGCGAAAAGCUUAAAUUUGGAUCAGUAUACCAGUCUCACACUAAGUAAUACUGCUGUAAGUAGUAUCGUCGAUGAUUUCGAACGUUCCAAUUUGGCACAUUUAAGGGCCCACUUUGUUUUCUUGGUCUUGUUUGUAAUUGCAUGGUUUUCUGCUGUAGCAUUUGUAAUGCACUCGGCUCAGGGUGACGAUGAUCUGGGCCACAUGUACUCUGUGUUGUUUGCUAUAGCUUGUUGUUUGCUCGGCAUAUUCACGUUAUUAUUUUAUACAUUGACUAGAAAUGAUACACGGCAACAGUGGAGCCAUAAUCCAUGUUGCGGACAAGAUGGUUCAGAUGGGCCGUAUAAUGAGACCACAUAUAAUGACGGAGUUGCUCCGGUUGCUAACAGUGUAUUAGCUUAUAAACCCUCAUAUGAAGCAGGAAACAAUUCCGGAGCUUCUCGGUCUAAUUCACAAUGUUCCAAACAUCGAACGAGCAGCAUACGGAAUGGUGGUGGAAUUGUCGAUGCAACCACUCAACAUCUUUUAGCGGUUUCUUCUGCUCCUGCUCCCGCUACAAUAAUUAACAAUCAGCAUAUGGCAAGUGGUACAGGAAUUGGUCUAUCACAUGACAUUCCAAGUGCUGAAUUAUUUUAUAAUCCUAAUCAAAUUAAUGUUGCUCGGAAGUUUUUCAAGAAACAGAAGAGAUUAGCAAAACGAAAUAAUUUUGAGUUGCAACGACAAAAAGACAGACCUGAUUACGGAGGAAGUGUUGGGGCUGCAGACACUGCAAGUGAUAUCUCUUCGACAACUGGCAGUGGUCAUGGCUACUCUAGACGUCACAAUGCAAUGACUCUUAAACUGUUGAGCAGUGGAGUGGGUAAAGUAAAUAACACGAAUAUCAACUAUAAGCCAGACUACAAUGUGGGUUACAAGAGUCAUAAUCAUCAUCCUUUAGACAAUUUUGAUGACGUUGAUGAUAUAUUUACUUCCUCAAAUGUCUCAAAUAUAGCAAAUAAUCAAAAUAACCAAAAUUCAUUAAGGAAACGGGCCAAUAUAUUAGCAAUGAAUAUUUACACCAAUAUUCCUGAAACAAUGGCGCCGCAACAUGAGAUACACAAAGUAAGAGGUGGUGGUAGUGCAAGCUCAAAUGUUGGCGGUGGACGUUUACUCAAACCUUUGGAGGAACACCACGAAGAAUUCGAGGAAAUUGAUAGUAGUUCACAUGACGAGAAUAUACCACUUUACGAAAAUACUCUUCAAAAGGUCAACGUCAAACCAUCUUCCAACAAUAUAUUUAAUACAUCGUUUAAUUCUGCUACACCUUUACAUUACCCCACUACAUCCACACCGAACAAAUCUAAGGCCCCUGAACUAAAAGAAAUUGACGAACAUACAGCUCAACAGAAAUUAUUACUAUUAGACCACGAUGUUGAGGCAAUGAAUAGCAUAGGUCUGCCAUCCGCAGCUGUCGGCAACAAACAAGACUUUUCAAAUGAAUUCUCCCCAAAUGCCCUCGAUGGCCGGAACAGCAAUGAUGAAAUCCAGGAUAAUGAUGAGGAUAAUGAUAAACCAAAUCUGCAGCGAAAUGAGAUUUAUGUAUCGAAUUCUUUACAAAUAACAAAUCGUGUGGACAUUGAAGAUGAUUUUGCAGCUGUCCUCAUACGCGGCAAUCAACAACCAAAACAUUCGAAAUCAUUAAAUAAUUUAGAUUGUAUAUAUGGUGGCGUAGCUGGAGCAACUAAAACUAAUAGUGGCAAGUUAGAUGCGAUAAACGUUUCGUAUGGAUCAGAUAGAAACUUGACACAUAUUGGAGCUAUAGGGAAUGCUACAAAACAAAGGUGUCCCUCGCUCUAUGAAGUUAUUAACGACAAAGAGUCUGUAACAAGCCUUCGAGAAUUGCACUCUUCAACAAAAUCACUGGAGACAUCAGCUCAAAAUUACUUGUCAAACAAUAGAAAUGAAACAGAUGUCAAUGUAGUUGAAGGAUUUCAUAUGACAGGAACGUGCACGCGAUCGGCAAGUCCCACAAACGAAAGCGAUUUGAAUUACCAAAAUUCGGAAAUCAGUAUACGUAGCCAUGGUUUGUAUGCGCCACAAGCCGAUAAUGACCUGACAUUGACCGACGACUUCCGUUAUCAGUCCUCAAAUGCUAGCGAAGCUGACAUGGGCUUAAAUGACUUCGAUGAUGAAUUUGGUGCCUUUGGCAGUCACAAUUUCUCAAACGAUUUGGAUGGAACUGACCAUGAUGACUCGGCUGAUCCCAUCGAUGCACUCAACACAUCUAUUGACGAAUUGUACGAAGCUAUAAAACGACGAAGUCCUCUUACAACAAAAUUACCACUAGCAAAUCAAAUGACAGGAGAAAGUCCUUAUUGUGAAGUGUCUGCACAUUGCCCAGAUGAAAUGCAUUCCUUAGUCAGGAAUGAUUCCCGUAACAACGUGAACACUGAUGAUGGCUCAAUUUCUGCGAUAAAUUUACCAUCAUCAUCUUCGUCUUCACUCUUGCCAACAGCAUCAAGCACUUCAACAACUACAUCCUUAAACACUGUGUUAACAAAAUCUUUUCGCGAGAAUCUCAUAGAUGACGAUAGCAGUCAAAGUAGUGUAAUAUCAUAUAUAGACCCCAAAGUAACAAAAAACUCACUUAGCUGAAGUCACUCUGCAAUAUUCAAAUUAAUAAUUGAAUUCAAUAUAAUACUAAGAGCAAAUCAAGGCGCAUUGGAGCAAACUAUUUUUAAUAAGGCAUAGUUUCAGAGAUGUCUUUGUAACUUGGUUUAACGUUCCAUUUAAUUAUUAUUUUACCACUUUUUGUUGUGCUAAUUUCAGGAGUGUCAAUUUAAACUAAUUCUUCAAAUACGUAAAAAAAAAACAUAAUUAUUUUGAGAUUAACCAAUAAAAUUGAGACUCAGUGACUUCCUUAGGUAAGAGCUAAAAAUAACAAGAUGGAUUAAGUUUCAAAUUCUCAUUGCAUUAACUACUCAAUAUGUAUGUAUUGUUUAGAAUUAAACAAUACAUACAUACAUAAUUUGUAAGUAACCCUUUCAUAACUGCUCGUUAUUAUUUUGGUUUAUCGUGCGAUUAUGAAAAUCUAGUAUAUAUUAACUGAUAUUUAUAUAUUAUAUAAGUCUAUUAAAUUAUAUUACUCUUAAGUUUUUCUACUAGAUAUUAAAAUUGUAUUGUUAUAAGUUAAGCAUUAAAUAUUGUAUUAUGUACAAUUCCAUUUUAUUUGUCGACUGACUAGAUUUUUUUCAAAGAAAUUUUGAAU
Lucilia sericata (common green bottle fly) is the source of this 6286-nucleotide messenger RNA. RefSeq names its product adhesion G protein-coupled receptor A3 (gene Remo). Lineage: Eukaryota; Metazoa; Arthropoda; Insecta; Diptera; Calliphoridae. Gene Ontology annotation, molecular function: protein binding; G protein-coupled receptor activity. Gene Ontology annotation, biological process: cell surface receptor signaling pathway; G protein-coupled receptor signaling pathway. Bases 157 to 5673 code for a protein of 1838 amino acids. Gene Ontology annotation, cellular component: plasma membrane. The record is from RefSeq and is a predicted model, not a curated record. The transcript is spliced from 4 exons.